AUGCAUCGACUUUUUGCUGAGCUGGAGCCAUCUGUAACCGUCACCGAGCAAAAUCUGGCAGACCGAUUUCGGUAUAUCUUGUGCUCAAAUACAUUUGAUGUUACCGAACUCGAACGGCUACGACAUGAGGCUGUUCCUUCAUCGGGUGAAAAUGCUGCGGCUGAGGAUGCGGCGCCACAACUUGCUGAGCAAACGGCAAAUGUGGAUACCGCCGUGAACACGUCAGUUGUGGUUGAUUCAGACGAUGAUGGAACAGUCGCCCAGGAACUGGAACUAGAGCAAAUGAGGAGUAUAUUGGAAGAGGCGAUUGUGGAAACACGCAGUACGCCUCUCGAAAAUCGACCGUGA
Messenger RNA from Parnassius apollo (apollo), 348 nucleotides. The record is from the annotation of a GenBank genome assembly. NCBI's taxonomy places the organism in Eukaryota, Metazoa, Arthropoda, Insecta, Lepidoptera, Papilionidae.